Messenger RNA from Rattus norvegicus (Norway rat), 5349 nucleotides. It is a transcript of the gene Vangl1, whose product is annotated as VANGL planar cell polarity protein 1. NCBI's taxonomy places the organism in Eukaryota, Metazoa, Chordata, Mammalia, Rodentia, Muridae. Gene Ontology annotation, cellular component: extracellular region; lateral plasma membrane; plasma membrane. The record is from RefSeq and is a predicted model, not a curated record.
GCUGGGGCUGCGGGGCGGCGCCGGGACAGGAAGCGGAAAGCAGCAGAGAGCAGCGGCCGCGGCGGGGCUGUGCCUCCACUGCAGCCCAGCGCAGGCCGCGGAGCCGGGGCGCUUCAGCCGAGAGCGUGGAGCGCGGCGGGCUGGCGCCGGGAGUCCUGUUGAAGAGUAGCGGCUCUGAGUCCCACAAGGCCUUCAGAGCUAGUGGGUGAGACUGCUCCUGGGAGAACAGCCCCGCUCCUUCAUCAGAGGAAGCUUGCCGUUGCUAUGGAUACCGAAUCCACUUAUUCUGGAUAUUCCUACUACUCAAGCCAUUCAAAAAAAUCUCACAGGCAAGGGGAAAGAACAAGAGAAAGACACAAAUCACCACGGAAUAAAGAUGGCAGGGGGUCAGAAAAGUCUGUCACCAUCCAGGCUCCCACUGGAGAGCCCUUGCUGGCGAAUGACUCUGCCCACACAGGCACAGAGGAAGUUCAGGAUGACAACUGGGGAGAGACCACCACAGCCAUCACAGGCACCUCAGAGCACAGUAUAUCCCAAGAGGACAUUGCCAGGAUUAGCAAGGACAUGGAGGACAGUGUGGGGCUGGAUUGCAAGCGCUACCUGGGCCUCACCAUUGCCUCGUUCCUCGGACUACUCGUCUUCCUCACCCCCAUCGCCUUCAUCCUGCUACCCCAGAUCCUGUGGAGGGAGGAGCUGAAACCCUGUGGCGCCAUUUGUGAGGGACUUCUCAUAUCUGUAUCGUUCAAACUGCUUAUCCUGCUCAUCGGAACCUGGGCGCUUUUCUUCCGCAAGCAAAGAGCGGAUGUGCCGCGGGUGUUUGUGUUCCGAGCGCUGUUAUUGGUCCUUAUCUUUCUUUUUGUGGUUUCUUAUUGGCUUUUUUAUGGGGUCCGCAUUCUGGACUCCCGGGACCAAAAUUACAAGGACAUCGUGCAAUAUGCAGUCUCUCUCGUGGAUGCGCUGCUUUUCAUCCACUACCUUGCCAUCGUCCUGCUGGAACUGAGGCAGCUGCAACCCAUGUUCACACUGCAGGUGGUCCGCUCCACCGACGGAGAGUCCCGCUUCUACAGCUUGGGACACUUGAGCAUCCAGCGAGCAGCCUUGGUGGUUCUGGAAAAUUACUACAAGGACUUCACUAUCUAUAACCCGAACCUCCUAACAGCAUCCAAAUUCCGAGCAGCCAAGCACAUGGCUGGCCUGAAAGUCUACAAUGUAGAUGCUGCCCUUAUGGCCAAACUGAAACUUUGUGUAGCAGAUGGGCCCAGUAACAAUGCCACUGGUCAGUCCCGAGCCAUGAUCGCUGCAGCAGCUCGGCGCAGGGACUCCAGCCACAACGAGUUGUAUUAUGAAGAGGCCGAACACGAGCGGAGGGUGAAGAAGCGGAGAGCGAGACUGGUGGUGGCUGUGGAAGAAGCCUUCAUCCACAUCCAGCGCCUCCAGGCUGAGGAGCAGCAGAAGUCUCCAGGGGAGGUGAUGGACCCCAGAGAGGCGGCUCAGGCCAUCUUCCCCUCCAUGGCCAGGGCGCUGCAGAAAUACCUGCGCACCACCCGGCAGCAGCACUACCACAGCAUGGAGAGCAUCCUGCAGCACCUGGCCUUCUGCAUCACCAACAGCAUGACCCCCAAGGCUUUCCUUGAACGAUACCUCAGUGCAGGCCCCACCUUGCAGUAUGACAAGGAUCGAUGGCUCUCGACACAGUGGAGACUUAUUAGUGACGAGGCUGUGACGAACGGGUUACGGGAUGGAAUUGUUUUCGUCCUUAAAUGCUUGGACUUCAGCCUCGUGGUCAAUGUGAAGAAAAUCCCAUUCAUAGUUCUCUCAGAAGAGUUCAUAGACCCUAAAUCUCACAAGUUUGUUCUUCGCUUACAGUCCGAGACAUCAGUCUAAAAUUUCUAUGCUUGUGGCUUUAUGGAAAACAAAAGAAGAAUAUAUAAAUAUAUAUAUAUAUGUGUGUGUAUGUCCAGGGGGAAGUUCUUUUAUAAAGAUUUUUUUUAAUUCUUCAAUGCUGACUCAAACUGGCAGAGGAUAGACCAGUAUCCUUCAACCAUCUGCACUUUAUUUGGAAGAAAGCAGAUGUCUACCCCGACAAGCAACUGGUGGCAUCUGACUUAACUAGAUAGGACUUCUGAAGAAGCUGUUCCCCAGAGUUUUUGUGACAGCUGUAAACCAAAGUGUAGCUGCUGUGUCCUCGGGAGCCAUGCCUUACAACUGUCCCUGCCUGCGGCCCAGUACCACACCCAUCUGUACUUCUGGUCAACCCCUUCAUAGAUUCUAGGGGACUUACUUUAUUCUGCUUCAGGAAAUCAGACACUACACACUCAUGUGUGUGUUUGUAUGCAUAAUUAUCCACAUCACCACAGCACCCUGGGGAGUGGUGGGCAGUCCAGGAAAUGUCCACCCACCCGAGUCUUUGUUCUUUGCUGCCUUACAUUGGCGAAGAGAAAGAAAGGACCCGACAGAAAAUGUUCACUGCUGGUUUACAGCUGUUAAGUGAUUGGCUUUCCAUUUUCCAGAGAGAGAGCCUACCUGCCCUGUUUCUGGCUCUGCUCCUCUGUUGGCCUGAGGCACGUAGCCGUUCCUUAGCCCUAGGACUGCCUACCCAGGCUUCACUCUGUACCCACUCUCCUGAGCAUCUGGACCAUGGCCGCACCCAGUGGGCAGCUCUGGCCAGGCUAGAUUGGCCCUCCAGAACUGACAGGGACUUGGCUUGUCCCUUUGGACAAGCUCUUUGCACAGCCCCUCCCACAGCUUUGUCUGGAGAGGUAGGAUAUGACCCUGGGGAUCCAUUCACCUGCAGCCCCUCCUUUAGGUUGCAGCAGUAACCCAUCCACCCAAUCCUCCUUAGCCCUGCUUCACACAAAUCAGGAGAGACCAAUAUUGUGACUCCCAGUUGGCAGAUGCCCCUUGUAGCCAUCCAGUUUCCCAGGGAGACAAGUAUUCACAAAGCUCGUGUGCCAAGCUGUCCUGCCCCGGGAAACCAAACAAUGCCCACCACCUUGGCAACUGCUGUCCCAUCCCUAUGGUUUGUGACUACCACCACUGUGCAACUUACUGCCAGGAAAAGGAUCACUCUGCCCUUGUCGUAUACAUUGCCCCUGAUUGUUGGUCAGGGAGAGAGGGGAAAGAGUUCUGCAGAGCUGGGGAAGGGAGAGUAGGGAGCCAGUGGUGCAGUCCAGAAGGCCCCUCUGUUAGCAUGUCAUAGCUGGUUACAGAGAACUAUCCCCUUAAUGUCCCAUUUGGAAACAUAGCUGCCUCCUGGCAGAGCCCUGUGCAGGGCAGUGCCCAGGGAGCUAUUUCCUGACACCUUGAGGUGGGCUGUCCUGGUCUUUGCUUGCCGUAUCCGAAGCAGUGCUCCACCAAGUGCUCUUUCCUUUCCCGGCUUCAGGGACCUCGGUUCAGGAAAGGAGAAGGCCGUUAUCGCGUCUGUGCCUGUAUACACGUACCAUUCCCAUUUACGCAUUCCACAAAGCACAUGCUCUUGUCUGUCAUUAAAAAAGAUCCAAAUUGGCGUGGGAUAUUUGUGAUACACCUGUGCUUGGAAAAGCCAACGUUAUUCUUUGUUCGGUAACACUUUAGUUCAGAACGAUGUGCUGGAGAAGGAAGAGGAACCCGUGGACGAGGCACAGUCAGGAUGCCCCGUGUUAACAGGGUGGCUCUGAGACACACACACACACAGAGUGUAACCAGGUCUUAGUUCUUUCCCUUUAGGUCCCUUCUACUGGAAUUUGCUCAGGAUGUCUUUCUCAGGAAAUACUUUAGGAGAUAAGGUAAGGGGUGGGCAGUCUGUGAGAGACUGGCUAUGUGUGAGGGUAAUGUCACAGCAUAGCUGCACUGCCACAAAUACCAUUCAGUUGUUAAGUGCCAUAAAUGUAAAUAGCGUAGAGCUAAAGGCAACACUAGUCAGCAUUUUAAAAUCCUGUGCUUCCAACCCUGUCUUAAAUUAUGGGUCUUAAAGGAGUUCAUUGGAGUGGUGUGUUGGUGUAUGCAUUCCCAGCAGGGCAAAGGAAGGUUUAAAUUAAGGAAUUAAUUUAUUUUCCCGCCUGACCCCUCUCUGUCUACUUUGCAUAGAACUUUGGACUUCCUGAAAUUAUUGUUUUGGUUGUAAAUUGAAUAUCGAUUUUUUUCCCCCAAAACUCUUAAGUUUGCAUCGAUUCCUGAAGGAAAAACAAAAAUCAAAAGCGGGAUCCUUCAAAGUCUUUGUGCUCCCAGCAUUUUUCCAGCCCGAGUCGAAGUGGGAACUGACAGUGUAAAAGGAAAUGUGAAGUUGCCGAAAGCCACAGCACACAAUUGAAGACGAUAAAUUUUUAUUUGAUUUCAUGAACCCUCAUAGCCUACUCUUUUUAAAGAAUGUAAAUUGCUCCCCAAGGCUGGUAGGAUGCAGGAUCCUAUUAGAGGACACAGGAUUCCAUUACCUUAAAUGUUUAUAGAUUUUUUUCCCCUAUAACUUUCCACCUAAGUUAUUAAAAUUCUAACAUUAACUGUGAAAGAACUCAAUGAAGGGUGUAGGUCUGAGAUUGCUGUCUUCCCCCCGGUGAUUUUCAUUAUCUGCAAAAGUAGACAACUUUUGUUCAGGGAAAAAAAAAAGAGCAGUCCUUAAUAGUACUCGAAUUGAAUGUUCAAGAAGUCUGCACCGCGGGAGUUAGAAUAGAUUUUAAGGUUAUAAGGCUCACCUUAGAUUAUCCAUGGAGUUAAAAAUGUUUUGGCUGAAGUUCACAAAGUAAGCCCAGAGAAAAUGCUUAAGUUGUCCCCACUUGAAUUUCUCUGAGUGUGUGUUGCUGUGUUUGCACGCUGGCAGUCAUGACAUCCAUGUGACCAGUGACAGGUCAUUGUGUGUCUCGUUUGUACAAGUGUGUAUGGCCGAGCCUGUGGCUCUCUACAUGUCUUCCUCAGGGCUGGAUCCUUGUCUGUACUCUCCUGUAUCCCUCAUCCUGGCUUCUCCUUGAGGAGCUGUCUGUGGUGUCUGUUGUCAGCUUGCAGGCACGCCCAUUCAUUUCUUUCUUGCAUAGAGAUCUCUAUGACCUACAAACAGUGAGGAACAAGACAAAAAAGGGCAAACUCUAUGGGGGGGGCGGGGUUACUAUUCAAACUUCACUGCCCUGGAAGCCCCUGUGCGUUUAGUUAAUGUAACUUUAAAAAGAAACAAACAAUGAUUGGUUGUUGCAACUGACAGGGAGAUCUGCAUUUGAAGAGUCCCACAGCAGAGACCCUGCUAUUAUAACCUAUUUCUGGGUAAUGUUUGCUCCUUGCGGAUCUUGUCACACCAGAAAAACAAAUAAAUAAAUCACUACUGUGAACUUACUAGUAUGUAACCUUAUCAUAUCCCAUUAUAAAUAAAACAUGCCUCGUUUUUAA